CGACAAACCUGGAGUUCUCUCCUCAUCGUAGUUAUCGUGUUCUCUGAUGUCGAAAAGCAAACCACGCUUCGGUUCCGACGGCCGCUCAUGAUGCUUGCCAGGUACUUCAGCUCCUCCUGGCAGCGGUUCUCCUCCUACUCUCCUGUCAAUGGGAAUGUUCCACCUGUCACAGAUGAUAACCGGUCUGGCCCACGCAAGACUGCCGCGAGGAACUGCCCCACCGUCGCUGACAUCCUGUCUUCGCGACGACUGCGCAUAUGUCUGCCGAUUGCGGUGAUCUUGUUGAUUCUGGUUGUCUCUGGCCACCGUUACGAUGCGCUCGCUCGCAUCCCCUCCGGCUGGGCCAAGGGGGGAGCCUCCUCGAACGAACAGACGACGGCGCCGGCGCCGGCGGUGGAUUCGAUCGUAGAUGCGAGCAAGGUCGACUGGUCGCGGUUCGCUUAUACGCAAUACGUCACCGACAGCCAUUAUCUAUGUAACUCGGUCAUGCUCUUCGAACGCUUGCAGCACGUCGGAAGCCGAGCGGACCGUGUGCUGAUGUACCCGUCGUACAUGUAUGACCCGAAUGCGGCGUGGGACGGUGUCGUCAGCGAUAACGCCCGCUUGGUGAUGAAGGCCCGUGAUGAGUAUGGCGCGCAGCUGGUGCCUAUCGAGGUGCAACACCGGGACGUUGGUGACAAAACAUGGGCCGAGUCUUUCACCAAGCUUCUUGCCUUCAACCAGACGCAGUACGACCGGGUGCUCUCGCUCGACUCGGACUCGGUGGUCCUGCAGAACAUGGACGAGCUCUUCCUGCUACCGCCCUGCCCGAUGGCGAUGCCGCGCGCGUACUGGCUGUACCCGGAGACCAAGAUGCUGACGUCGUCGCUCAUGCUGCUGCAGCCGAGCGCGGCCGAGUUCGCGCGCGUGAUGGAGAGAGUCUCGCAGGCGGCGCGCAGUGACUACGACAUGGAGAUCAUCAACUACCUGUACGCCGACAGCGCGAUGGUGCUCCCCCACCGGAUCUACCAGCUGCUGGUGGGGGAGUAUGUCCGUGAGCCCGAUCAGCAUGCCGCUUACCUCGGCAACGACCGCGAGGAGUGGGACGCAGUCGCCGUUUUCAAUGAGGCCAAAUACUUGCACUGGUCCGACUGGCCCCUGCCAAAGCCGUGGCUCGACAUACCAGAAAAGGCGAGGUUGGAUCGCGAGCCAAAGUGUCAUAUGAGGAACGGCGUUGAGUCCUGUGCCGAGAGGGAUCUGUGGAAUGGUUUUUACCAAGACUUCGCGGAAAGACGGAAGCGGGUGUGCGGAUCCGUUCCUGGGGAACGAUCGCACCGAUUGAGGCGAAGAGGGUGAGCUUAGGUAGCGUAUUUGGACGGUCAGUAUGGUGAGGUCGUCGUUGCCUGGUGGGGUCAUAUGAGUUGGAUCGUAAAUCGGAGCUAAAGCAGGGACUCACCUGUACUAUGUAUGUGGGAAAUGACUUGUUUGGCAUUAGAUCCAGGGAUGGCGUACGGAGCUGGAAACGGAAGGUGGCACGGUGGCACCUGGUGAACCCCGGGUCUUUACAACUCAAACAGUAGCAAUAUACCUACGGUAAAUAGGUAGCUCAAUUCAAUGGAAUCAAAC
This is a messenger RNA of Thermothelomyces thermophilus ATCC 42464, 1605 nucleotides long. Its product is annotated as glycosyltransferase family 8 protein. Bases 88 to 1335 code for a protein of 415 amino acids. The record is from RefSeq and is a predicted model, not a curated record. The transcript is spliced from 3 exons. Gene Ontology annotation, molecular function: glycosyltransferase activity. NCBI's taxonomy places the organism in Eukaryota, Fungi, Ascomycota, Sordariomycetes, Sordariales, Chaetomiaceae.